Molecule: messenger RNA, 5721 nt
Organism: Myiozetetes cayanensis
Lineage: Eukaryota; Metazoa; Chordata; Aves; Passeriformes; Tyrannidae
Gene: RCOR1
Product: REST corepressor 1
Exons: 12
Coding region: 17-1363 (448 amino acids)
Biological process (GO): regulation of transcription by RNA polymerase II; negative regulation of DNA-templated transcription
Cellular component (GO): transcription regulator complex; histone deacetylase complex
Molecular function (GO): transcription corepressor activity
Source: RefSeq, a predicted model, not a curated record
UCCCUUCCUCCCCUAAAUGCCAGCCAUGAUCGAGAAGGGCCCGGAGGUCUCGGGGAAACGGCGGGGCAGGAACCACAACGCCGCCGGGGCGAAUAAUAACAACAACGGCGGCAGUAAAAGUUUAUCCGCCGCCCCCAACGGCAACAGCAGCGGGAACUCCUGGGAGGAGGGGAGCUCGGGGUCCUCCAGCGAUGAGGAGCACGCUGGCGGCGGAAUGAGGGUCGGGCCGCAGUACCAGGCGGUGGUCCCUGAUUUCGACCCCGCCAAACUUGCAAGGAGAAGUCAGGAGAGAGAAAAUCUUGGCAUGCUGGUCUGGUCACCUAACCAGAAUCUGUCUGAAGCAAAAUUGGACGAAUAUAUUGCCAUUGCUAAAGAGAAGCAUGGAUACAAUAUGGAGCAGGCCCUUGGGAUGCUGUUUUGGCACAAGCACAACAUCGAGAAGUCUUUGGCAGAUCUGCCAAACUUUACUCCGUUCCCAGAUGAGUGGACAGUGGAAGACAAGGUCUUGUUUGAACAGGCCUUCAGUUUCCAUGGGAAAACUUUUCACAGGAUCCAGCAAAUGCUUCCUGACAAAUCAAUAGCCAGCCUGGUGAAAUUUUACUACUCCUGGAAGAAGACAAGGACUAAAACUAGUGUGAUGGACCGUCAUGCUCGUAAACAAAAAAGGGAACGUGAGGAAAGUGAGGAUGAAAUGGAGGAAGCAAAUGGAAAUAACCCUAUUGACAUUGAAGUUGAACAAAACAAGGAAAGCAAAAAGGAGGUGCCACCUGCUGAAACUGUCCCUCAGGUGAAGAAGGAGAAGCACAGUACGCAGGCCAAAAACAGAGCGAAGAGGAAACCUCCCAAAGGAAUGUUCCUUUCCCAGGAAGAUGUGGAGGCUGUUUCUGCCAACGCGACAGCUGCUACCACUGUACUCAGACAACUGGACAUGGAAUUAGUCUCAAUCAAACGACAGAUUCAGAAUAUCAAACAGACAAACAGCGCGCUCAAAGAAAAACUUGAAGGUGGUAUAGAACAAUACAGACUUCCAGAGGUCGUCCAGAAAUUUAAUGCACGUUGGACCACAGAUGAGCAGCUUCUUGCUGUGCAAGCAAUCAGAAAAUACGGCCGAGACUUUCAGGCAAUCUCUGAUGUGAUUGGAAACAAAUCUGUGGUGCAAGUGAAAAACUUUUUUGUAAAUUAUCGACGUCGUUUCAACAUAGAUGAAGUCCUACAGGAGUGGGAGGCAGAGCACGGCAAAGAGGAGACAAAUGGAACCAAUAGCCAGAAGCCUGUAAAAUCCCCUGAUAAUUCCACUAAGAUGUCCGAAGAGGAAGAUGAGGCUACUUCUGUUCUUGAUGUCAGAUAUGCAUCUGCUUCGUGAGAAGGUGCUGUAGCCUAGAACAAUUUGUGUUGACUACUGUGUUAUCCAGGAUAUCAGGUAUUAGCAAACCUCAGACAGCCAUCUGCAUCAUAUCUGUGGACAAGCAGCUAUUACCAAAAAAAAAAAAGGCAAACGCUUCCAGUCCUGUGCUACAUCUGCCUUAAUCUCCCCUCAUUCCUCCAUACUGCCUCCACUUUCUUUCAAAAGCACCCAGGUAGCUCAGCUCUCCAUUUCAUCAGCAUCAUGCUUAAGCAUGGGGACUUCUAGAACCAGUAACACCUGUCUAUAAAUUUUUGACCAACCUGCAAAACAAGGAGCUCCUUAGCAGCCCCACAGUAACUCUACACAUUAGGAGUUCUUGUAAUACUUGGUCCAUAGGGUAUAAGUAUGUAUUGCUGCAUGGCCUUGUGGUCUCCGCUUCCUGUGUAUUCUUACGAUGACACUAUUAUUAGUGAGCUUUCUAUAAAGGAGAGGCCCUGUGCACAUGCCAGCAGUGUCAGGUUUGCUCUGCCGUGACAGGACAUGUUAACAAGCAAUCUUGAAUAAUGCAGAGUGAUAGGAAAAGUGAUUUCUAAGGUUUGGUCAGUCCAAGGUUGUAGAUGUAACUCAUUACACUUCUGGUUUGUGCAAUUCCUUCCACUGUAUUUGUGUGUUCUUGCUUCAUAGAAAGCUCCCUAAUUGAGCAUUUUAUUCCUGUAUAUUUUAAUGGCUUUUAUUUAGUGCAAAAGGGAAUACGUAACCUGAAACUGUUUGAUACGCUAUUUAACCCCUGGCAUUCAGCAUUUGCAUUGUAACUUGUUAAAUGAGUGCUACACAACUUUCUUUUUCCUGAUCCUCUGUGGGAUUAAGUCAAAACAAACUUUCUCUGGUGCCUCUCCUUUGGGGAAUAUGUGCCUUUUUACAUUUGGCUACCAUAGGUCACUUUCUGUCCCAGUGUCUCAUUUCUCUUCAGAGCGCUGUUUGCCAAAGACAUCAAACUGCUUCUCCCACUGGAAGUCUGGACGAGGGUUGGAGCACAAAAUUCAACCUUCAGGAGUUUUUGGUCACUUGGAAGUUUAAUGGAGAAGAACCAGGUUAAUUUUCAUUGGCCAUUUUAACCCUUCUGAAGCACAUAUCGCUUUCAUGUUCUGAACCAAAAUAUGCAAUUUAAAAUCUAAGAGGUGCUUUUCCAAAUACUUGGUGCAUGCAGCUUUCAAAUCCCAGCCCUCUGCUCGGAUGACCUGUGCUGUGGCCUAUCUACCUGGCCUGAACUGGAGCUGUUCUUGGAAGUCCUUUGUGAGGACUUUGCACCUUGAACAAGGUAGUUGCUGACUGCCGAGCAGACAGUGUUCAGAGAAGCUAGAAGCAGCAUUAUUACUUCUUGUCCAGUGGAAAGCUGCAAAAUAACACUAGUCACAAAGCAUUUAAAAAUGGUUAAUUUAAUGAUGGUGAAAGAAACCACCAGGUGUCUUUGCAGGUGGAAAAAAGGACCUUCUUUGCCCCUCUUCCUCUGCAGAGGGUUUAAGUCAAGAUGGCACACAGUGAUGGACAGCACUGGCCUUUCUUAACACAACCUGAAAUGAGCUAGUUGGUGGCCUGGCCUGCAGCUGAGGUGCUGCAGCUCAUAGUUGAGCCCCGUCCUUGGUGCUGAUGUAGCUGCUGGGCUGUGCCAUGUUGUGUGCUGUAGUGGCUCUGCUCUCUGUACCUGAGCGAGGCAGGCUGAUUAGCUGGGUAAUAGAGCCAGCUCUGUGCACCUCCUGCAGUGUGGACACAGCCCAAGGAAAACCCUUCCCCUUGGGCCUCGUGUGAGGACAGUAAUUCAGCAUCAGACACUGAGCAACGACACACAGGCACAGAGCAGGUAGGGAUUUCCUAGGGCAAGCUGGAGCCCAAAAAGGGCCUGUUUCAGAAACUUGGCAGCUGUUUCUGAGCAGGUCCAUUCUAGUAGCUCCAGAGAGAUCCUACGAGGUGAUGGGAGGAUGGAAGGGAGCUAUUCCCUAUCCUUUGUAUUGAUGUUUGUGUCUCUACAGCUGUCGCUGUGAACUGGCAGCUCUGAUCAUGGUUCAGAUGUUCCUUCAGACCUGUGCCAGUUGGAGUUGGGAGUCUCCUGUGGGAAAGGAUGCUAGUAGUUAGCCAGUGUGUGAAUUAGGAUUAAAGACCGGGCAAAUAGCACUGUGAAUCCAGUUGACAGUUGUGUAAAGCAAUGCUGCUCGUUAGAAACACUCUAGUAUUAAACCUCCUGCUGGUACCAAUGCACGGAGACAGGUCCUCGCCAGUGUGGGAAUGUUGUGGGAACCUGCAUCCCAGCUGGGAGGACUCGUCAGGAGAGGCUUCUGCUGGAGAGUUAGUUACCUGUGAGGACUUUCCAUUGGUUCUUGCCCUCAAAUCUGUCCAUCUUAUGAUCAGAAAAGUUGUGUUUUGGCUUCAUCCCCAAGGGGUAGGGGGAAACAUGUAUAAUUCGUGCUAUUAGGAAGAAAAAAGUUGUUUAAUUACUUUUCAGUUGACUGCUAUCUUAUUGUAGUUGAUACAUGCAAUAUAAUAGCACUGUAUUUUAAACGUUUAGUUUUUUACGUUCUCUUGAACUAUGUUUUUAAAUGCGAUGAAAUCAUUUUAGCUUUUGAAAUGGUUUGAUCUUGUUUAGGUGAAGACCCUCUUUUUCUUUUUUUAAAUGGGUCAAGCAUUAGAAACAUCAACUGGUUGCAUUCUGACUAGAAGGGUCCACAAAGAUAACUGCAUAAGAUAGAAUAUUCACUUAAAUUUUGUUUCUUAAACUAUCAAUGUGAAUGUCAUAAUUAUAUAUAUUUUGUGGAAAACGGGAAAUUAUUUCUCCUAAGUAUAAGUUAUUGUGCAAAAUAUGGUAUCGUUAAAGAAAAUGAUAGUUUAAGUUUUAGUUUUAGAAAUCUUAAAGAUAUAAAAGUGUAUUGCAUACGCAUAAACAAAUUUCAUUUGUUCUAUUUAAUUUUUAUGUAGUUGUGUAAAGUGCUAGGUAACUUCUUUUUUUCACUUAUCCAUUAAAACAACCUUGUUACUUGAAUAUUCGUGUUUAACUGGUUUGAAACAGUGAUCAAUUUUUGUAAUAUAAUCUUAUAACCAAGGGAAAAAAAAAAAACCACGCCUCAGUUGUGCUUAACAGUAUAGCAACAAUGUACAAUCAGAUGCUUAAGACCAUAGUAGCCAUAACUGGUAAUGCAACCACAAUGGUUGUGUCUCGAAAUAUUUAAUACCAAUGGGGAUAAUGAUUUCUUAAUAUAUUUUUACAAGUUUGCAACCAAGAAGACCCCAUGAAUAUCCACUAGAACACUUUUUUAAUAGUUAAAAGUAAGAGUGAAACUCUUACUCUCUUAAAGCAAUGUCCUGACAAACAUUUUUCUUUCCUGUACAAAUACAUCAGAAACAUUAUGUAUUAAAAUAUGCUCAUUGUCACUUUAAAUUUCAGUUUUUAUUCUCUGAAAUCGCUAAUAUGCUGUUGGUAUUCUUGCACACCAAAUAUGAGCCAAACAGUGCAUUACACUAACUCGAUCACUGGAUUUGUGAACAAAAAUCUCCAAGUCAACGAAACGCAAAAAUACCGUAGGAGAUUUCUUUUGAUAAUGCGUGGUUUUCCAAUUGGUAUAAAGUUGUGCACAGCCCAUUCAACGAUGAGUGGUCUGAUACUUACUCUCUGAAAAAAAAAAAAGAGAAAAAUGAUUUUAUUAGCUCCAGCUUGUCUUCAACAAGUAAAAAUCUAGUGAUCUUGUGCAAUGCCCCUAAAGCAAAUACUUUCUGCCACUCCCUGGAUUAAUGCAGCUUUUCCUGUUGAUAGUAAAGCACAAUUGCAGUGAAAGUUACAGUUCAGAAGAUGGAAGGUCAGUAUAGUCUAUGCAUGUUGUAUAAUAAUGAGUGUUUACAUUCAUAUUCUCCUAAAAUAAGAUUUAUACUGGAGUGUAUAGUAUUCCAUUAUGUAGAUUUUAUCAAUUUUGUUAACUGCUUAUAGAUUGCUUAAAAGAAGUUUUUUCAAGAUUUUAAAAGAUGUAUAAGGUUAAGUUUGCAAAUAUAAUGGAAAUGCUGUAUAGCUUUUGAAGUGAUGAAAUACUCGUUGGGAUUUUAAAGAAAGUAUGUUGUAAUAAUGCUGUUGUAAGUAAUAUUUUAAAUGUCUUUUUUGCCUGUUUUCUAUUAUUCAGCACACUUACUGUGAUGAAUGUUCAUAGCAUUAUAAAAUUGCUUAGCCACUGAAAAGUAACAUUUGGUUUUGGAUUAUUUUACUGUAUGAGGAAUUAUAGUGGGGUAAAUUCCUUUGUGAAAUUCUACAUAAUUCAUUUUUCUAUGAUUUCCAAUGUUUGCUGACAUCAAAUAAAAAUUUUUCAAGCCAUUGAUGUAAUAAAAUGUGUAGUAAAAUGUUA